Oncorhynchus tshawytscha (Chinook salmon) is the source of this 10779-nucleotide messenger RNA. RefSeq names its product microtubule associated serine/threonine kinase family member 4 (gene mast4). Gene Ontology annotation, biological process: peptidyl-serine phosphorylation; intracellular signal transduction. NCBI's taxonomy places the organism in Eukaryota, Metazoa, Chordata, Actinopteri, Salmoniformes, Salmonidae. The record is from RefSeq and is a predicted model, not a curated record. The transcript has 29 exons. Gene Ontology annotation, molecular function: magnesium ion binding; protein serine/threonine kinase activity; protein binding. The coding region runs from base 262 to 7950 and encodes 2562 amino acids.
GUUUUGGUAGGCGGAGUUAUGAAAUGAAUCCAAUUCCAGGCUCUUUUUGCCAGACAGAUUGCACUCAGCCAACGAUGAGACAGACGGCUGUGUCGUAGCCCCUGGACCUCACUGAAUGGAACUUUCCAACGGUGUCCGUGCAACACCGUGCAUUCAAUCCGCAACAUGACUUCAAAGGACAGGUGUGCAGGUAGACAUUAGCCUACGCGGUGACUUUGACAUGCUGGCGUGAUAGGUGUCUGUAGACUACAUUUAAACAUUAUGGAGGAACAACACUUGUUUGGAAACGACAGCGGGAGCCAGUCCUCUUCAGGGUCUGAAACCUUGUCAGAGGGAGAAGGCAUACAAGAAGAGCACCAAAAUGACGAUGAUUUCAACGGCCAACACGCUUCAGACUUCGAAACUAUAAAAGCAGAAGGGAAAGAAGAAAAGAGUGUGGCAGACGACGAGGUGGAAACGGGGAAUAAAGAAUAUGGGGAAGAAGGAGACGACGAAAUGUUGGAUAACAUCCUGUACCCUCCGUCCAUGCCUUUCCGCAAGUCCAGUAACCCUGAGGUGAUCCACGGCCUCGCCCUCAAGUUUAAGAGGCAGCUCAGUGAGGACGGCAACAACCUCCGCAGGGGAAGCCUAGGAGGCGCUCUCACAGGAAAGUACCUGCUGCCCUAUGUGUCCCCCCAGCAGGCAUGGCAGACUCCCUCAGAGACCUCCAACCUGGUGCGGAUGUGCUCCACCACCCUGGGAAAGUCCGCCCCCUCACUCACCUCUAGUCUGAAGGAGCUGAGUCUUCCAAGGAGGGGAAGUUUCUGCAGGACGAGCAACAGAAAAAGCCUAAUAGGAAGUAGUCAGUCUUCAGUGCUUCCGCGACCUCACUCCCCCCUCUCAUCACAUACAGGAACGAGUCCUCAAGACAGCCCCAGAAACUUCUCUCCUAGUGCCUCAGCCCACUUCUCAUUUGCACGAAGGACUGAUGGACGACGCUGGUCUUUGGCCUCUCUGCCUUCCUCUGGCUAUGGCACCAACACACCCAGCUCCACUGUUUCUUCGUCCUGUUCAUCACAGGAGAAGCUGCACCAGCUACCCUUCCAGCCCACCCCGGAUGAGCUGCACUUUCUCUCCAAGCACUUCUGCACCGAGAGCAUCGCCGGGGACGACCGACGGAGGGGGACAGCGCCAAUGCGACCCCGCUCGCGCAGUCUCAGCCCUGGAAGAUCCCCAUCCUGUUGUGAUCAUGAGAUUAUUAUGAUGAACCAUGUCUACAAGGAACGCUUUCCUAAGGCCACGGCCCAGAUGGAGGAGAGGAUCCAGGAGAUCAUCCGGACCAGCUCCCCGGAGAGCGUGCUGCCGCUGGCAGACGGUGUGCUGGGGUUUGCCCACCAUCAGAUCAUUGAGCUGGUCCGCGACUGCCUGGAGAAGAGCCGCCUAGGCCACGUCACCUCGCGCUACUUCUGUGAGCUCACCGACAAGCUGGAGAAGCUAUUCCAGGAGUCCACGUCCCGGUCGGAGAGCCAGGAGGUGAACUUCAUCAAAGAGCUGGUAAAGAAGAUCCUCAUAGUCAUCGCCAGGCCAGCGCGCCUCCUGGAAUGCCUGGAGUUUGAUCCAGAGGAGUUCUACCAUCUGUUGGAGGCUGCCGAGGGUCACGCCAAAGAGGGCCAGGGCAUCAAGACUGACAUCCCCCGCUACAUCAUCAGCCAGUUGGGGCUCACACGGGACCCCCUGGAAGAAAUUGCUCAGAUGACCAGUUAUGAUAGUGGGAUAGCUGAAACACCCGAGACAGAUGACUCUUCCCAGAGUCUGAACGCGGCCCUGCGAUCCCGACGAAAGCCCUGCGAGAUGGACUUUGAGAUGAACAAACUCAUCAGCAACGGAGCCUACGGGGCUGUGUAUCUGGUGCGCCACAAGGAGACCAAGCAGCGCUUUGCCAUGAAGAAGAUCAACAAACAGAACCUGAUGCUGAGGAACCAGAUCCAGCAGGCAUUUGUGGAAAGAGACAUCCUGACCUUCGCUGAGAACCCCUUCGUGGUCUCAAUGUUCUGCUCCUUCGAAACACGACGACACCUCUGCAUGGUCAUGGAGUAUGUGGAAGGCGGUGACUGUGCCAACCUGUUAAAGAACAUGGGCCCCCUGCCUGUGGACAUGGCCAAGAUGUACUUUGCUGAGACGGUGCUGGCUCUGGAGUACCUCCACAACUAUGGCAUCGUCCACAGGGACCUCAAACCAGACAAUCUGUUGGUGACCUCCAUGGGCCACAUCAAGCUGACAGACUUUGGGCUGUCCAAGGUGGGCCUGAUGAACAUGACCACUAACCUGUAUGAGGGACACAUAGAGAAGGACGCCCGAGAGUUCUCUGAUAAACAGGUGUGUGGGACCCCAGAGUACAUCGCUCCAGAGGUGAUCCUUAGACAGGGUUAUGGGAAACCAGUGGACUGGUGGGCCAUGGGCAUCAUACUCUAUGAGUUCCUGGUGGGUUGCGUACCCUUCUUUGGAGACACACCAGAAGAACUGUUCGGACAGGUCAUCAGUGAUGAGAUCAACUGGCCGGAGGGAGAGGACGCUCCCCCUGCUGACUCCCAGGAACUGAUCACCCUCCUACUCAGACAGAACCCCCUGGAGAGGAUGGGCACAGGUGGUGCAUAUGAGGUGAAGCACCACCAGUUCUUCCACACUCUGGACUGGGACAGUCUGCUGAGACAGAAGGCUGAGUUCAUCCCUCAGCUGGAGUCAGAGGAUGACACCAGCUACUUUGACACUCGAUCGGAUAGGUACCAUCACUUGGAGACAGAGGAAGAAGAGGAGGAUACCAAUGAUGAAGACUUCAACGUGGAGCUACGUCAGUUCUCGUCCUGCUCUCACAGAUUCUCCAAGGUGUAUAGCAGCUUGGACCUGUCCCGUGGCCAGCUGGAGGGGAAGGGAGAGCCUGAGGAGAAGAAGAGUGAGAGCCCUCUGACUGUAGACUCUCUGAGCUGGACACCAGAGUUCACUGAAAUGCCCUCCCUCACUCAAUCCUCAGACACAGAGAGUCCCAGCAUGGGCCCUCGCCCGCCUGGCCUGCUCCCCAAGUUCGCCAUCUCGGCUGAGGACGGAGACGAGGAGUCCCUGGCCCUAAGGGAACCCACCAAACUGGCCUUCUCCAUAGAAGAGGAUGAGGCUGACGCAACCACCCCCGGAAGCACCCACAGCGGGGCUACUCUCUCUGUAGGUAGUUUCUCUGAGCACCUGGACCUGCAUCCCUCCAGAGGGGAGGGCUUAGACAGCCCUGACUCCUCCUCCAAGACCCCCAUGGACCAGGGAGGCCAGCAUGGCAGCCUGCGGCCCGAUAGACAUGGGGAGAAGCAUGGUGUUGUUGCCAAAGUCCCCAAGUCUGUUUCAGCCAGUGCCCUCUCCCUCAUGAUCCCUGGAGAUAUCUUCGCGGUGUCCCCACUGGCCAGCCCCAUAUCCCCCUACUCUCUCUCCUCUGACCCUUCCUCUCGUGACUCCUCACCCAGCCGAGACUCCUCCCUCGGCGUCAUCAACCCUAGGCAUCCAAUCAUCAUCCACAGCUCGGGGAAGAAAUUUGGCUUUACGCUGCGGGCCAUCCCGGUGUACGCAUGCGAUCGUGAUGUCUACACUGUCUACCACACAGUCUGGAGUGUGGAGGACCCGGGUCCGGCCCACAAGGCGGGGCUGAAAGCUGGUGACCUCAUCACUCAUGUGAAUGGAGAGACGGUCCACGGCCUGGUCCACACUGAGGUGGUGGAACUGCUGCUCAAGAGUGGCAGUAGGGUAGCCAUCUCCACCACUGCGUUUGAGAACACCUUCAUCAAAACAGGGCCUGCCAGGAGGAACAGCUACAGGAGCAAGAUGGUCCGACGCACCAAGAAGCCCAAGAAGGAGAAGACGCAAGAAAGGCGGCGAUCUGUUUUCAGGCGUUUCGCCAUGCAGCCCUCCCCUCUGCUCCACACCAGCCGUAGUUUCUCCUCCUUCAACCGCUCCCUGUCCUCUGGGGAGAGUCUCCCAGGUUCCCCUACUCACAGCAUGUCUCCCCGCUCCCCCACUGCAGCUUUCCGACCCACCCCAGACUUCAAUCAGUCAGGUGGCAACUCCUCUCAGAGUAGCUCUCCCAGCUCCAGCGCUCCAAACUCCCCCGCAGGAUCCGGCCACAUUCGUCCCAGCACCCUCCACGGCCUGGGCCCCAAACUGACUGGACAGAGGCUCCGACAGGGUCGUCGCAAGUCUGUCGGUAGCAUUCCCCUCUCCCCUCUGGCCCGCACCCCAUCCCCAACCCCCCAGCCCACCUCCCCGCAGCGCUCACCCUCUCCUUUACUUAGCCAUGGGUCCAUGGGGAUCUCCAAGACCACCCAGGCCUUCCCAGUCAAGAUGCACUCGCCCCCUACCAUUGUCCGCCACAUGACACGUCCCAAGAGCGCAGAGCCUCCCCGUUCGCCGCUCCUUAAGCGGGUGCAGUCGGAGGAGAAGUUGUCACCCUCCUACACGGGCGACAAGAAGCACAUGUGUUCCAGGAAGCACAACCUGGAGGUGACCCAGGAAGAGGCCCAGGGAGAAGAGUUGAUGCCUGGGGACAGGGACCACCACACCCUGCAGAGUGUGGAGGAGACGUCCUGCGAGCCUCCGGCCAUCACCCGGGUCCGGCCGGCAGAGCAGGGCUGCCUCAAGAGGCCUGUUGGACGCAAGGUGGGCCGCCAGGAGUCUAUGGAGGAGCUGGACAAGGAGAAACUGAAAGCCAAGGUGGUGAUGAAAAGACAGGACUGGUCAGAGAGGCGAGAGUCCCUGCAGAAGCAGGACGCACUACAGGAGUCUGAUAUGUCUGGUGCUGAAGGAGGAAGAAGCCAGGGCAGAAGCCAAGGCUCAGAGACAGUCUCACUGGAAGGCAAAGCUGCCAGCACCACUGUAAAAGAUGUCCUGUACAAGAAGCUGAACACUCGGGCCAGUGAAGGCAGCCCUGAACCACUAGUGGGCAAUAGCUCUGACUCGCCACUGUGCUCCAUCCACCCUGACUGGAGCCCCCAGAAGACUGAGUGGCAGCUGUCCAGGCAGAGCAAGGAGGGUGGUAAGCCAGACAGGCUUGACUUCAAGGCCCCCAACAUGGAGUUUGCACGGAAGAGGCAGUCAUUCGAGGAGCGAGAAGACUGCAUGUGCCGACUCUCUCCCGUCAUUCAUGAGAGCCUCCAUUUUGGCUCCACCCGGUCCAAGAGUCUUCAGCUGGACUCGGCCCUGGCUCUAGACCACGUCAAGGGUACCAUGGGUAGCGUCCACUCCAGCCCUGAGGGCCUGAACCCCAAGAUAUUUGCUGGGAGAGGAGAGGGAAGCGCCGUGGAGAAACUCCAGCUCAUCUCCUCCAGUGAAGGCUCCCUCAGGAAGACCUCCUCAGAGUACAAGCUGGAGGGGCGUUUGGUCUCCUCCCUCAAACCCCUGGAGGGCACCCUAGACAUUGGACUGCUCUCCGGGCCAAGGGUGUCUAAAACAGAUAUCUGCCUCUCUAAGAUGUCUGACGGUGAUAUGGACUCGAUAGGGACGCCCAUGUGGCUGCAAAGCCCAGUUGAGCGGCAGGUGUUGAUUCCCCUGCUAAAACCAUCUGACAAGCAGAAGAGCCCCCCCACCAGUAUACUAAGCCCUGGAGCUGUUGUGGCCCUUAGCAGUCCAAUUCCCACCAACGGGGAGGCUAGUAUUUCCAAUACUGGGCUUAAAUGCAGUAGCAGUGGUGAGAAGCCACACGACAGACCUAGUCACCAUGAACCCCCAAUGGCUCUCUCCAAGGCGGAGGUCUCAGACUUUGGGGGGAAACAAGAGAGCAGGUCCAGUAUGAUAACUCACGAUCAUAGGGCAUUCCGCCACAGUGCCCACUUCUCCAACUGUGGGAAGACGCCCUCCAUACGGGAGGUCAGCAACGAAGACCAGGAGGAGGAGGUGGAGCCACCUCAAGAGACCCCAGCCCCCGCACAGCAAAACAACACCGAUAUCUCCAAGACAUCAGAUACAGUUGUCGUUCCAAAGACGGAGAAUCCCAAAAAUACUGCAGCAUCCUUCCCUGCCUCAAAGGUAGAGGUUCAAGCAACUGCCCCUCAUGCAGCUGUACCAGUGAAGCAAAGUUCAGAUUGUCAGUCAGGGCCCAGUUACCUGCAGAGCAAUAAGAAACAAAGACCAGCGGAGAGUACAAGUAGCGUCACUACAGUUGUACAAUAUAAUUUAGAGCAGACUUCAUACCGGUCAAAGCAGCAGAUGGUAUACAGCAGUCCUUCGACAGUGACCACAACACAAACGUCCAUCCCUGCUCCAAUCUCUAGUCUUGGAGAUAUGAACCGAACAAGUGGUCAAAUGUCUCCAAGACAGGACGCCACAGGGAAAACCCAAAACUCUGACAAGGUUCAAAGCAACAGGCCAGUACUAAACAAGGACAGUGAACCGGUCAGUGUGUCUGCUGUUGAGGAGCUCAAAGCUGCAAACGCAGCAAGAGAGAAAAUGGCCGAAGUCAGAGAGACAAGUCCUAAAGUGGAUGUAAAAUGUGUCUUAUCUAAAGGCAUUUUGGACACUGCAACUGCUAAAACAGAAGCAACACAGAGGUGUGAUCAAUGUGAAGAUGCUUGUCCCAUUGGCGGUCAGGUAGCUAUUAGUAGUGUAGCAAAGCAAAUUAGACAAGGUCCCACUUCACCAAAGACAAAGGGUAGCAUUGCAAAGACUGGAGAGCGAGAGAAGCCAAAUUUAACACACCGACUUGCUGAAAAAACUUGGGUCAAAGGGGCUCUUGAGGCAGAAAUCAGAGUCUCUAAAAAGCAAACUGCUGAUGUGAAUACCAAAGAGACGAGUCCUGUGCUGAUAGUGAAACAGUCACCACCAAGUCCUGCUUCAACAAAUCAAACAACCAUCAAUCCCAAAACUAAGCCAAGAUCUGAAGAAGAGAGGGAGAGGUAUGAAGUGAAAACUCCCACCCCAGUCGUCAAAGUAAGCCUGGAUUCAAAACAGCAAGAAACUACAGUCUCAAUGCUCAAAGAAAUCCCAGACUCAAAGCAGGAAGAACCCCUACUCAAAACCUUGGUUCAAAGCCACAUUGUCAAAGAAAGUUUAGACUCCAAACUAAACAAAUCUUCGUGCCAAACUCCUGUCCCAACCCCAGUUGUCAGACACCACUCUGACCCAAAACAGAAAGAACCAGAACUCCACACCUUUGCCCCAACCCCAGCCCAAGUCAUCAAAGAUAACCUGGACUCAAAACAAAAAUCCCCCCCUCACAAAACCUCUGCCUCAACCUCAAUGAACUCAAAACAAAAGGAAAUCACUACUUCAACUGUUGUUAGACAAAUCAUAGACUCAAAACAGAAAUCCCCCCCUCACAAAUCUCUUGCCCCAACUGCAACCCCAGUAAUGAAAGAGCCAGCGCCGGUCCUUGCUGCACCCCGACUGCAGGCCCAAAAAGAGCCUCUGACCGGAGCCAGUGCUCCCUCCCAGUCUACCCCUGUACCAGUCCUGCUGGCCCUAGCCAUGAGAAGAGAAGCACACCCACCCAACGGUGGAGCUCUCUCAGGCAGGGCCAGCGGCAGCACCGGACAGGAGGCUGUGGUCCAGACCUCCAAGGAGGAUCAGAGGAGACCGAGGGUAGAGGCUCCCAGGUCAGAGGGCCUUAGAUCAGACUCUCAUAGGUGUCUGGGUGGGAUGGAUACCACAGGGCCAACACCCACCUCCACCAGCAACAGCACCCCCCAGGCCAAACACAGUAAAGCUGAAUCCAGGGUCACUAACUCUGAUAAACAGGUAGCCUGCAGCCGAAAAGAACAGGCUGACAAGAAGAAAAGGGAGUCUGGUCAAGAGGCAGCCUCUACACAGAAAAACACCAAGAGAGAGACUUUGAGAGUGGCUACCGUGGUGAAAGAGGGUUCAGACAAAGAUUCGGCCCGACACAAGCAAACCAAGGAGUCGCCACGCGGCCCCACAAACAAAGGAAAUGCGGAAUUAAAAAAAUAAAACAGCAGCCACCCUUACUUUUGCAGUAUGUCCAAGAUAAGACAAGGCAGACAUUUUAGUUAUUCAUAGUGUCAUCAUACCUUAUUUCUUUGAGAACCGGGGAAGCUGUUACUUCAGUGUUUAUAUGGCGUGAGAGAGGUGUGUUAUCCUGAGAGAGAGUGUGUGUAUGUAGUGGCAUAAGCGUAUGCUUGGGCGAUACUGUAAAUGUGUAAUGUUUUUGGACUGAAUGUAGACAAUGAUUUGCUGCUCAUUUGUGGUCCUCUGCUGUGUGAAGAAAAAAAAGUGUCAAAUUUGUAUCCUGUGAUUGUUUGGAGGUUUUAUUUUUUAAUCGACAGCAGAGUGCAAUGUGUAAUCAAAAUGUCAGUGGGCAGUAAGUAGUAGCCUUUUCCAAGGUUUUGAAUUGCACUCUGGGUUUAGAGUUCUGGGUUAAGAGCACCUCAAAUUGAAGGUAGCAGUAGUCAUGGCACAUCAUCCAAUGAACCAUUUUAGUUGUGUGACAGUGAUGCAGUUCAUUCACUGGCAAGCGUCAUACAGAAGUCAAAUAUCACCAAAAGUUUGUUUAGAUACUUUGUCACUUUUUUAAAAAUUAUUACCUAGAGGUGAAGUGUGUUUUUUUGUUUUGGGUAGCGGUGCACAGCAGGAUUGCACUAUGUCCUGUGCUUCUCACCUAGAACUAUUUAAUAUGGAAUCAUCUUACGGUUCUGGAAUCAUAUUUAGUGGAAGGGGCCUUAGAGUUAAGGGAGAAUUGAAAAAAAAAAAAAACUUGCUGUUCUUAGCAGGUUAUGGUGUAAUUCACAUUCCUUUCACAUCUCUACAUUUCUAAACCUUUGAUUUUUAUGCAAUUGUGUACAUAAGUAUGACUAAACUAACUGUAAAAAUUGGGAUACAUGGGCUUACGUGAAUAUGUUUGUUUUGUAUAUAUAUAUAUUUUGCAAUGUCAUGUUUGUAUACUCAAUGAUAUGUCAUUUCAGAAUAGUGUUCCGCUUGAUAAUUCUGUGGUCUAGAAUAAGCUAAUGUAAUGUCUAUGUAUAUCUAUACAAAAUACAUCCUCUCUCUAACAGUCAUUUUAACACAUUCUGAUAUGUUCAGAAUUUUACUUGAGGAGAAAUCAAGCUUACAUGGGGAGAUGUGCUUUUCCUCAAAUGGAGUGUUGAAAAUUAAACAAAAAACUGUGAGAGGGGCAAGUGGUUCCCAAGAAUGCGUUCAAUCGUGAUUUUGUAGUGAAGAUGUAUGAAGAAUUGUAAUGACCGUGUAAUAUUGAGAUGCUGAGCCCAGGAGAAAAUAUAUAUGUAUGUUAUUAUGACAAUGUGUAGAAUGCAAGCUCCAAUGAGUUAGAAUAAACCAACAAUUCUAAGUAUGUUUGCCACACUACGGAAGAGAUUUCUCAGUCCAUUUUUAAGGAGGUGUCUGCAUCUAUUGGGUGUUGUUUUCCAGUUUUGUUUGUUUGUACGGACAGACAUUCAUACAAUGUGAAAUGUAUUUUUGGGUAUGGUAAAUUUAAAAAGGGCUUCAAUUCAAGUGAACGUCAAGCAAAUUUAUUGAGAAUGUCAGGGUUGCAAGAGAUUAGAUUUCAGUUACAGUACUGAAGUUGUGUUCUAGCCUUGUAUUGUUUUUGUCGUUUUCGUUCUUUGCCAGACUGUUCUUUUUCCAUAAGUGAUACAGUAGCCUACAUUAAUGUACCAGAUCAGCCAGAUGAAACUGUGCCCAGUUAAAUGUCUAGCUAACAAUAGGCUUGAAAGGACGGAUUUUGUCAAAUCAAAAUGCACUAAUAUACAAAUCUUAGUUCAUAUACAUAAAUGUCAUUAUUCUAGACAGUUGAUGUUUAGAUGAUGAUACUAGCUUUGUGUAUCAGAAAAAAGUUUGACUUCUUUUACGCUGACAUAGGGAUGUCCUCUAGUUCAGCCUUUUGAUUGCAUACCCUAAAUAUCAAACAAAGUAGGUUUCUAAUUCUGCGAUACAAUAUUAACUCUAAUGUAGGAUAUGUCAUAACAAUAAACAAUCUACUGUAUCUUAGGGAGGCAAACAAAAAAUACUAUGUAAACUGGACAUAAUGUAUUUACAUAAAUUGCUUACUGUACCCAAGAAGGCACAUUAGUAGACAAAUAAGAUUGAUUGUAGAGAUUUUUUAAAUGUGUUAAGCCGAAUCUGAAGUUUUACUAUUCUCAUUAGUUAUUGUAAAUGUAUUGUCAAACAUUUGGGCAAAAGAGAAAUUCACCUUUAAUAUUAGACACCUUUCCCCUCCUAGUUGUAGUAGUUGGGGGAGAGUAGGAUGAAAAUAUCUUACGGAGCUCAUCUUGUCCCCUGUCAAACAGGCUCUGGUUACAGACAUAAAUUAAUCCAAAAACACUUUCUUUGAAUGACGGAGCAUAUAUUUGUCUCCAUGCCCUUUUGUUUCUGACGAUUGACAUUUAAAUCCUUUAAAAAAAGCACAUUCAAUGUUUGUUUACAAAUUCUUCAUGGAUGUAAUAUUUUGUAUAUUGUGUAAUUGAUUUGCCAAAUCUGUGUACUACAUCACAGGAAAUAGGUUUGAUAGUAGUGUUUGUGAUUCUCACCUACCCAGCCACCCAGUUGUGCUGUUAGACUGUCUGUUUCAACAUCCGUCGGGUCCCUCAUGGUCCUGCUUGUUUUCUUUUUUCCUUUGUGUGAAACUAGCAUUAGAUGAACUUGCUUACUAUGUUUUGUCUUUUAGGAUCUGUGCAAUAAAACUGUUUGAGUUUUGGUAUUUCGCCCAAGGAAACCUCUAUGGAUGUCAUAGCUGUUGUAUAUUAAAACAGAUAUUUAUACUUCUAAAGUUGCAUAACACUGAGAAUAAAAAGCAUGAUAAAACUC